AUGCCUACCUUCCAGGAACAACUCAAAAGGAGGGGCAGCACAGAGUAUUUCUUGAGCAGCGGUGACAAAAUUCGAUUCUUCUUUGAGGAAGAUGUUUUUGACAAGGAAUGCAAUUUCCUGGUCCCUCCAGAGAAGUCCAUCAACAAAAUUGGCCAUGCUCUGCACGCCCUUGAUCUGGUCUUCAAGUCUGUUACACACUCCCCCAAGAUACAGGCCUUGGGCAGGAGUCUUGGCCUCCAGAUGCCUGUGGUGGUACAGAGUAUGUAUGUCUUCAAGCAACCUCACUUUGGUGGUGAAGUCUCCCCUCAUCAAGAUGCCACCUUUCUGUACACGGAGCCCCGGGGCCGGCUGCUGGGCAUGUGGAUCCCGCUGGAGGACACCCCACUGGAGAACGACUGCCUCUGGUUCAUCCCUGGCUCCCAUACCAGUGGAGUGGCAAGAAGGAUGGUCUGGGCUCCUGCUGGCUGAGCACCUGGCACCAGCUUCCUGGGGUCAGAUCCAGCCUGGGAGAACAGCCUCUUUGUGCCCACACCUGUGCAGAGAGGGGUCCUCAUCCUAAUCCAGGGACAAGUGGUGCACAAGAGUGAGCAGAACCUUUCUGACCACUCACGCCACGCCUACACUUUCCACCUCGUGGAGGCUUCUGGCACCAUCUGGAGCCCAGAGAACUGGCUCCAGCCAACAGCUGAGCUGCCCUUUCGUCCACUGUACACCUGAUGGCCCUCAGCAGGACUGGGGCACUGCCCCUCCCAGGGAGCUUGCAAACACUGAGAGCAGGCAAGCUGCCUCACCUGACCUCCCGGCUGCAAUGGCGAAGUUGCAUCUCUCCUGCGCUUUCCUCUGCUAGUGUCUGUGCCCGGAGCCCAGGAGGCAGCAGCAGGAGCUGGAUGGGAGGCGUUGCUAAGAUGUUCACUCCCUACCUCC
Messenger RNA from Trichechus manatus latirostris (Florida manatee), 924 nucleotides. RefSeq names its product phytanoyl-CoA dioxygenase domain-containing protein 1-like. The record is from RefSeq and is a predicted model, not a curated record. The transcript is spliced from 11 exons. NCBI's taxonomy places the organism in Eukaryota, Metazoa, Chordata, Mammalia, Sirenia, Trichechidae.